AUGGUGGCCGUGACGCUCAAGUGGGGCAAGCAGUCCUUCGACCUCGACGUGGACCUCGAGCAUGGCACGGUCGCGGGCCUCCGCGCGCAGAUCUACUCGCUGACCUUCGUGCCCAUCGAGCGCCAGAAGCUUAUGUCCAAGGCGUGGAAGGGCAUGCUCAAGGACGACGUCCCGCUCACAUCGCUGGAUGCGUCCAAGCUUACGCAGAUCAUGCUCAUGGGCUCGGCCGAAGAGAUCAAGGCGCCGACCGAGAAGAUUGUGUUUGCCGAAGACCUCUCGAGCUCCGAGCUCGCGAGCGCGGGCGUGGCCAUGCCGGCCGGCCUCGUCAACCUCGGCAACACGUGUUACAUGAACGCGACGCUGCAGUGCUUGCGGUACGCGCCCGACUUUCGCGAGGCGCUCAAGGAGUACAAGGGCGGUCUCUCGGCCGACCUUGCGCACAACUUUACCUCGAGCCUCCGCGACACGUACGCGCAGCUCGACUCGAACCUGGACAGCAUUCCGCCAUGA
This is a messenger RNA of Saprolegnia parasitica CBS 223.65, 510 nucleotides long. RefSeq lists its product as hypothetical. Bases 1 to 510 code for a protein of 169 amino acids. The transcript has a single exon. The record is from RefSeq and is a predicted model, not a curated record. Gene Ontology annotation, biological process: protein deubiquitination; proteasome-mediated ubiquitin-dependent protein catabolic process; regulation of proteasomal protein catabolic process. NCBI's taxonomy places the organism in Eukaryota, Oomycota, Saprolegniomycetes, Saprolegniales, Saprolegniaceae. Gene Ontology annotation, molecular function: cysteine-type deubiquitinase activity; proteasome binding; protein binding.